Molecule: messenger RNA, 3339 nt
Organism: Schistocerca serialis cubense
Lineage: Eukaryota; Metazoa; Arthropoda; Insecta; Orthoptera; Acrididae
Product: WD repeat-containing protein WRAP73-like
Exons: 7
Coding region: 280-1581 (433 amino acids)
Biological process (GO): microtubule anchoring at mitotic spindle pole body; protein localization to mitotic spindle pole body; mitotic sister chromatid segregation
Cellular component (GO): mitotic spindle; MWP complex; microtubule organizing center
Molecular function (GO): protein binding
Source: RefSeq, a predicted model, not a curated record
CUGAUGGAUCAGUAGGCCUACCAGUCGUAUCCAUACAUUCUUUCUCUCUCUCUAUAGAAGAAUUAAAGCAUAAUUCCUAUUUUGAGCAAUCGUCAGAAAUAAUUUGCAAGAGAACAAACUUGAAACCCUGUAACUUACAUCGAGAAGCCUGUGUUUUCCCGCACACGAACCAAUCACUCCUUCGGAAAGUGGCGGGACGGACAUCCUUGUUAAAAGUUGUUUACAUUUUGCUUGCCGAGUGUUUCGUAGUGUUGCUACCGAUGUCAGCUGGAAUUUGCCAUGAGAUUUUCUCAGACGUUUAGGACAAGUGGGUGGCAUUGUCAAUUGUCAACUAAUGGAGGAUUCAUUGCUAGCGCACACCAACAUCAGCUCGUAGUUAGAAGAUCAGAAACCGGCGAAAUUGUUCAGUCCUUUACGUGUGAUGACGCUAUUGAGAAAAUUGCAUGGUCUCCGGAUUCUGAAUACUUGCUGUGUGCACUCUACAAAAGAUGCAGAGUGCAGAUAUUUUCCCUUACCGAUUGUGACUGGAGGUGCAGAGUAACAGAAGGCACAAGUGGUCUCAUAGAUGCUUUAUGGUGUCCUGAUAGCAGACACAUUCUGACCAUAGGUGAAUUCUAUGCAUGUGUUAGCAUCUGGUCACUUGUAAACUGUUCUGUCUUAUAUAUACACAAUCUAAAGUCGACAGCCUCUCCUGCUUUGUCGUUUAGUCCUGAUGGCAGUUACCUAGCAGUGAUAGAAGACCAUGGGUCCACAAGCAAGAUUUCAUUCUUUGACCCGACAGCCUGGAAACUGAUUAAGCAUGUUUCGUGCGAUGACUUUCUGGGUGUUGGCGGAAUGUCUUGGUCCCCUAAUGGCUCAACAUUAUGUUUAUGGGACAACAAGCUCCACCAGUGUUCUGUGAAACUGUUUUGCAUGGAAACUGGGUCAUGGAUAGGCCAAUAUAAGCACAAUUGUCUUGGUGCCAAAGUAGUUGCAUGGUCACCAUCAGGACAGCUUCUUGCCAUUGGCUGCUGGGAUGGCACUGUGCUGCUAUUGAAUUAUAUAACAUGGGAACCUCUUGUGGUGAUCAAACAUAGCAACGAGCUGAGUGACUCAGACUGCACCAUUUACAGACAACCAGUAGAUAAGGAGAAAACUGACAUCAGCUAUAGCACUGAAGUAGUAAAAUAUCGCCCAGUGACAGUGAUACCAUUGGCCUGGGACAAGGGAGGUGACAGCUGGAAAAACCGGGGUGUCGGUGUGUUGAACUUCAGUAGCUGUGGCUCGUGGCUGGUGACACGCGAUGACAGCAUGCCUGCUCUUGCAUGGGUCUGGGAUUUGAAUGGCUGUCUUGUCAGUGCUGUCAUCCACAAUGAGCCCAUUACAGGUAUGAUAUGGGAUCCACAGAAAGCAUGUUUGCUAUCAACUACUAACACUUCUACCAUCACCAUUCUAAAUGUCACUAAAGGAGCAAAAUGCAUGACAGUACCCAAUGGAUCAGCUCUUGGUGAAGUUUUAGUGAAGAGGAUAUUGUGUGACCCAUUUGGGCGGUAUGCUGUCCUUGUAGGUAGAACUCGAUUUGUCAUUCUCUAUUCAAAGUAAAUCUUCAAGACACUUGGAGAUGCCUUUGUACUGAGGAAUGUUUUGAUUGAAGUGUUAAAGUUCUAUUGAUUAUCUGCAUCAUUUGGACAAUAGAUGGCUUUUGAUAAUCGUGUUGUCAGGGAUUUUAUUUUACUGAAACAUUGUUUGUUCAGUUUCAGUUGUUUAGUAAGGUGAUACUGUUAUUGAUUAAUCUACUUAGUUUUAUGUACCGGUAUAUCUAGCUUGCAUAUUUUGGCUUGUUCAUGCCUGUUUAAAAGAUACUGCAUUAUAUUUGUAAAGCAGAAUAGGAAUGUAUGAAUCACUUCAACACAUAUAAGUUGUUUAUGUUGAGUCAUUGUUGUACGUAUUUUUUCUCCAUGAAUCAUGAAACAGAUGGUAUUUAUAAAGUUCUGUACAUGUAACAGCAGUAUUGCAAUAACUGUACUCUUUUUUUUAAAUAAAUAUUUAAUAAGGAAAUUGAUACAUCCUGUAUUUAAUGUUAGAUUACAGUACAUAUGUUACCCCGUUUGUACAUAAUCUCUGAUUCAUAACAUAAACAGUAUUGUGCUACUAAAGUUGCCACUAAAAAUUAUUUGAAAGAAUACAAAUAUUUUUCAGUUUUCAGUUUUAUUCUCUCUAAAAAGUUGGUAGGACUAUAUUUCAUUUUUGUUUGUAAUCAAGUCCUUCAUCUUACCCAUCCUUUUUAUGUGCCAUUCGUCGCUAAUCUUAGUUAUAUUUUUUAGUUAUAUCUAACAAAUGUACACAAUUAAAUUUUUUCAGAGUAUUUUUAACAUCAAAUUUUAGUGUUCUAUAUUUUUGUUUACGUGUAGUCAUUGUGGUAAGUGGUGGUACAUUGGUGCAUUUGAAAUGAUGAUGUUUUUAUGAUGCAUUUUUGGUAAUAAGUUCCUAUAACUUUAAAUUACCUCACUGAUUUCAUGUUAAUAAAUAUAAUUUUCUACACUAAAUUAACAUGUAACAAUCAUUUUUCAUUUAAUACAUUUACACUCAUGUUUGUUGAUAGUUUCAGUUGUCUGAGACUGCAGUCUUUUGUGUGUGUGUGUGUGUGUGUGUGUGUGUGUGUGUGUGUGUGUGUGUGUGUGUGUGUGUGUAAUCUAUUAUUGACAAAGGCCUUAAUGGCUGAAAGAUUUAAUUGUGAGAGUCUUUUUGUUGUGCCUGUCUGUGGUUCAGCAUCUCCGCUAUAUGGGGAGUAGCAACUUUCCUUUUCAUAAUAUUGUUACUUCCAUCCUGGAUUUUCCAUUGUUUGAUUCCUGGUAUCUUCAUUGAGAUGUCUAGAAACCCUUCUGUUUUGGAGAACAAUAGGGGAGCAAGUAAUAUUUGGAUAGCUUUUAUCACUAUAUUCACUGAAUACACCAUGUCUGUUUGUUAACUAAUAUUUAUAUUUUGUAUGUUUCUAAAUCUUACAUUCCCACACCUUACUAAAUUUCUCAAUUCCUUUCUUUGAGUGGAUCCAUGUUUCCAUAUCAAAAGCAAAAUUUUGUUUUGCACUCAACUCGAGAUUACCUCAUUUGUGAUUUUUCCCAGAUUUUUCACAAAGACUUAUGCUUAGAAUAUUCUCAUAUCCAGUGACAUCACUCUGCUUAUUGGUUUGCUCUAAUUACUUAAUAUUUUGAAGAAUCUCUUCUGAUAAUACUUCAGUAAUAUUAGUGUUAUAGUCCUUAUUUUUUACUUUUACUCUUAAUAAUCUUCAUUAAAUCUUGUGGAAAACCAUAUCUUUUGCACUGGAUUUCCACUUAAAUGCUUAACAUUAAACAUAAUUAU